This is a messenger RNA of Anguilla anguilla (European eel), 3176 nucleotides long. RefSeq names its product hippocalcin-like protein 1. The coding region runs from base 270 to 851 and encodes 193 amino acids. Gene Ontology annotation, molecular function: calcium ion binding. The transcript is spliced from 5 exons. The record is from RefSeq and is a predicted model, not a curated record. NCBI's taxonomy places the organism in Eukaryota, Metazoa, Chordata, Actinopteri, Anguilliformes, Anguillidae.
CCACUGGAUCUGAGGAUAAGAGUUCCUCCUCUCCUCCUCGCAUCAUUCCCCGUGGAAACACUCACAAAGGUUCGUUUCCGCGGGACACCACAGCAUGGUUUGCAAAGCGGAGCAGUAGAUCUCCUGUGGCAUCACGUAUUCUCCCUCUCUCGCUCUCUCUCUUUCUCUGUCUCUCACUCUCUCUCUCUGUCCUCACGCAAAUAUAACCAUAUUUUCCACGCUGACGGGGAGCCGGGCCAGUAUCACACGGGGGAGAGAGACUUGUCGCCAUGGGGAAACAGAACAGCAAGCUCAGGCCUGAGGCGCUCCAGGACCUGCGGAACAACACCGAAUUCUCCGACCACGAGCUGCAGGAGUGGUACAAGGGCUUCCUGAAGGACUGUCCCAGCGGGAACCUCAACGUGGAGGAGUUCAAGAAGAUCUACGCCAACUUCUUUCCGUACGGCGACGCCUCCAAGUUCGCCGAGCACGUCUUCCGCACCUUCGACACCAACGGCGAUGGCACCAUCGACUUCCGGGAGUUCAUCAUCGCACUGAGCGUCACGUCACGCGGCAAGCUGGAGGAGAAGCUCAAGUGGGCCUUCAGCAUGUACGACCUGGACGGCAACGGCUACAUCAGCCGCGAUGAGAUGCUGGAGAUCGUGGAGGCGAUCUAUAAGAUGGUCUCCACAGUGAUGAAGAUGCCAGAUGACGAGGCUACUCCUGAGAAGAGGACAGAUAAGAUCUUCAGGCAGAUGGACCUGAACAAUGACGGCAAGCUCUCUCUGGAGGAAUUCAUCAGAGGUGCCAAAAGCGAUCCCUCCAUCGUGCGACUACUUCAGUGUGAUCCCAGCAGUGCGUCGCAGUUCUGAAGAUCCCCCUCCCCCGAAGGGAAACAAACACACACUGCAUGAAAGUUCCUGUCUUUUUGUGUAUCGGAGGGAAGGGGAAUCCUUAUCAUUUAAUUUGUAAAAAGCAUAAUCAUUUAAAGAAAGGAAAGGAGGUAGUGGUAAAGGGGGUGGGGGGGAGGGGUGGGUGGGAGCUUGAACUGCCGGUAGUCCAUCAUGCAUCACUCCCCGGUGAUGUCAUGGAAGGCACUGGAGCGGCCUGCCGUUGUGUUCUGAGCUCCCAGCUCAAACAGGGCGCGGCAGGCGGUGCUUGGCGUUCCGCGUGUUUCCGAUCGUUUUCUUCCCGAGAGCACAGAUUUACUUCCACGUUUUAUACUCGUUUCUAAGGGUCUGUCCAUCUGUCUGUCUGUCUGUCAGUCUGUCUGUAUGUCCUGAGUGUGGGUGUGCAUGAGGAUGCAAGUGUAUGUGCAUUUAACAGGCUGCGUGACUGAGCUUUGUAUUAAUGUGCUGCUCAGCUCCCUGAGCCAGUAGACCCAGGUAACAUGAGGGCCUGUGAUUGACUGGAAUUUCUGGGAAUGUUCCCUGAUUGGAGCUUACAGCCUACGGGGCGGGACACUUAAUAUCCAAUCAGACUUUUGGCUGUUUUUAAGGGGUGUAUUUUGUGUGUGGGGGUGGGGGGGUCUUUUGAAAUGACAUGUUUCCAAGGCCUGAAUCGCCCUCAGGGCAGAAUGUUGUGAGUUCCAGGUCUUUGCACUGCAUUAUGGGAAAUGUUUCUCUAAGCAGGGACAUUUAAAACAUUUUUUUACACUGAAAAAGAAAAAAUGACAGAUGGAGCAGGUACAAUACUGGAGGGUGUGUGCACGUGUGUGUGUGUGUGUGUUGAUCAGAUUGAGUGAGACAAGCCUGUCUAGGACAUAACAGUGUGUGUUAAGGUUAAUGGUACCACAUAGUGUGAUCUUUCUUUGCAAUUUCUGAUGACAGCAUAUGGAUCCAAGCAUUCAUUUUAAGAUAAAUACUAAAGCAGCAAUGUCCCCACGUGGUCACUAGCACAUGACAUAGCAUGUUUAAGAGGUAGCGUGUGCUUUGCUUCUUUAAUGGCAUUAGGAGUAAAACUACAGUGUGCAAAAUUCAGAUUAUACUGAAGUAUUAUUUAUGCAACUCUGCCAUUCUCUCCAUGCGCUGAGGCAGUUGUGCUGUUUCUAGAACAGAGAAGGGAGAAAAGGGAGAAAGCUGCUUUGAUUUCUGUCCUCAAACUGAACAGGUGCGUCCAAAAACAGCCUGCUUCAGCUUAUAAGAUAGCAGUGUGUGUGUGUGUGUGCAUGUGUGAGUGUGUGAGUGUGUGCGUGCGUGUGUGUGUGUGUGAGUGUGUGAGAGAGUGUGUGUGUGCGUGUGAGAGUGUGUCUGAAAUACUGUGUGUGUGUGAGUGAGUGUGCGUGUGUAUGUAUGUGAGAGAAUGUGACUGUGCUUGUGUGAGCAUGUGUGUGAGAGUAUGCAUAUGUGUUGUAUGUGCAUGUGUGUAUUUUUUUGGUGCAUGAUAAACUAGGACGUCAUGUAUGGUGUGUCCACUUUUGUCAGACUCAAUCAGGAAUAUACUCGAUUGUUUGAAAACCGGCUGAUUUGUUUUUAUUUAAUUUUUCCCCAUAUCUGUGUGAAGAGAAAUGUUGGCCGUUCACAAAAAGAACAGAAGGAUGAAGGAGAGUCAUUAGUGCUUUACAUUAUAUGCAGCUUCAUAAUGCAGAUACGAAGCUUAAUAAGUCCUGCACUGGUGUCAUAAGGCUACAUAAAGCACUAAUCAUGUUCAUUUCAGUGAGUGCAUGUCCUAAAUUGAUUUGUGAAUAUGUGAAGGUUUUAAAAUUUCAGCUGUAAAGCAUGAAAAAAAAAUUCAGAAAGAAACCUUUAUGUGGCUGUUGUGGUUUUCUGCUGUAGCAUUUAGGUGUGAUUGAUGUGCUCGUACAUUAAUGCUUGGCGAAUUCAGCGUACAGCUAAUAAUAGACCAUUCUGGAGCUUCUCUAGCGUGGACAUCUCACACAGCAACAAAUAAGUGCGUUUUCAUUGGUUUAAACGAGUCAUUGGCACAUAGACAUCACCUGAACCAUAGCAUGGUGUCAACCAAUAAGAUCUAUGGCCUUACUCAGCCCUCAGAGUCCAACUCCUCACACUGAAGGAACAGAGAUGUGCUCAGAUGCGAUAUGAAACACCCAUCACAUUCGCAUAUUCAGUAUUAAUGGGAGAGAUUUAUUUAGAAAAUAUAAAUAUGGUAGCAUACUGUGUAAAACGUCCCUAAUACAGCGUUUCUGCGGAUAAGUAAAACCACAGGCUUUCCUGGCAGUGGGAGAGGAAAAAAAAAAA